This is a messenger RNA of Culex quinquefasciatus (southern house mosquito), 2127 nucleotides long. RefSeq lists its product as uncharacterized. The coding region runs from base 254 to 1372 and encodes 372 amino acids. The record is from RefSeq and is a predicted model, not a curated record. The transcript has 5 exons. Lineage: Eukaryota; Metazoa; Arthropoda; Insecta; Diptera; Culicidae.
UACUUUGUUACACCCCCGCUACGAUUGCAACGGAGUCAAAAUCACCCGCCUCUCCGUGCCACGAGCCUACGUCCUGACGAAUUACCACCGUGAGCACAGUGUUGCCAGCAAUGAACUGUACGGCGAUGGUCGGGGCCGCGCCCUGUACGGCCGGUACGGAGAAUCCCCGGACGAAGACGAAGACCCCCAGCAGCAGCCGGUAAGAUCGGCUUCAACCUCCGCUUCCGGUGGUCACUCCGGCGAGCACCUGGUCAUGGACUGCGAGUACGAGAUCGACCCAGACGAGAAGGGCUUCGUGCUGAAGUGGUUCUUCAACUCGAAGCCGAUCUACCAGUGGAUUCCCCGGAGCCCGUCCGGGAUGAACUUUAUGAAGAACCAGGUCAACCGGAGCUACACCGUGAGUGACAGGGAAAUGCACAAGCACAGGGCGCUGGCGCUGGUUCAGCCGCUGAGGAAUUUUACCGGCGAGUACGCGUGCGUUGUGUCCACGUUUGAGACUGAGGACAUCCGGUCGGCGACGAUGGUGGUCAUUGUCCCCGAGUCCAACUUCGUGCUCAAGUACUACAACCACCAGAUCGACAAUCUGGUCACCGUGGUAUGCAGCGUGUACGGCAUAUUUCCGGUGCCCUCGCUCACCCUGUGGAUCAACGAGCACCAGCUGGACGACGUCACCGGCAACAUCCUGUACACUUCGGCCGAACUGUACGACAGUUCCAUCAGCAUCCAGCUGGUGCUGUACGAAAGCAUCCAGCCUGACGAUGUCAUCCGGUGUAGUGUUGCCAUCAAUGGAACCGAAUAUGGGAAGACGAAGGAAACGGUGUUUGUUGAUAUCAACAGUCGACCACUUUUGGAUCACAACUCCGUGCUAGACCCGGUGCUACCCUCAACCACCGAAGCUGGCAGCACUUCCACUGCCAGCAGCUCCAGCUACCCCAGCAGAGAAUCCUCGACCUCCCCGGAACCCACAACUCCCUCGCCGGCGCUCAGGCCAGCAGCCUCCAGCACUUCUUCCCCGUCUCCUCCAACCGUUGAGCAGCACCCGCCAGCGAUGCCAUCGGGGAGGCCAACCGUGACGUUCCACCAGAAUCUGUUCAAGCGACUGCGGCCAACCUCGUCCCACGUGCUGACCGUCCAGCAGGCGAACCCUCCCGGCGGCGGCGAUUCCGACGAGAUCACCAACGUUCUGGACUUUAAGGAGAUCUUCUCGUUCAACGAGAACCAACUGUACAGCAGUACCAGCGGAGCCGGGGGCAGUGUUGCCAGAGCCCACCCCUGGCAGUGGCUGCGGAUGCUCACCGGUCUCGGCGUGGUGGCCGCGUCGUGCUGGCUCGGAACGCAACUUGGCAGAAGCAGAAAAAGUUCGCCGCUGUAAUAUAAAUCGUGAAUCGUUUUUCCCCUUUUCUGGGAGGGGAGAAGGCCCAGCAAAAACACACAUCUUGAAACGGGAGGUGAAGCAGCGCGAAUACAAAAAAAAAGCCAGUGAAAAAAGUGAACAAGUAAAAGGAGUUUGUCUGCUGAAGAGAAGCGCUACAAAAACGAGGUUUGAUUUCGUAGCCCGGUGGGAUUUUUGGUUAGAAAUACGCGCGUUUUCACGUCGAUCUGUUUUUUUUUUCAUGUUAGAAUAGUGGGGUUUUGUUUUAUGUUUGCAACUUUCGGUUGGUUUGGUUGGUUUUUAUGCUCGUUGGGGUUGUCUCUCUCUCGCCUAACUCGUCGACAUAGACGUAAUUUAAGUAGAUAACAAAGGAAACUCGAUUAAACUUUGUUUCCUUCGUGGGGCGGCUGAUGGCUUUCGGAAAUAGGAGGUGUUCGCAGUUCAUUUGAGUGGAGGAGUUUUAGUGCGCGAGGGAAAUGAGAUGGAAUGGGAUGAGGAAAUUCACGUGGGAAGUUUCAAGAAGAAGAAAGUUUUAACUGUACAAUGUAUCUAUGCUGCUUAGAUUUUGAAAAUCUCUUAUUUGCAAGUUUUUAAUUUUCUUGUGCUAAGGAAGUUAUUUGAAAAAAUAAAUCCUUUCAGAAUUUCAGACUUUCAGACGAUUUAAACUUUUUUUUCUUUAAAUCAUAACAUUGCAACUAUUUAAGCAAAAGACUUUCUAUAGACUGCAUUUAAUUGAAAAUUUUCCAAGGAAUUCG